Malaclemys terrapin pileata is the source of this 1312-nucleotide messenger RNA. RefSeq names its product dispanin subfamily A member 2b-like. Gene Ontology annotation, biological process: negative regulation of viral genome replication; response to interferon-beta; type I interferon-mediated signaling pathway. Gene Ontology annotation, cellular component: plasma membrane. The transcript has 2 exons. The coding region runs from base 59 to 397 and encodes 112 amino acids. The record is from RefSeq and is a predicted model, not a curated record. NCBI's taxonomy places the organism in Eukaryota, Metazoa, Chordata, Testudines, Emydidae.
CCGCUCCACAGUCGCCCGCUCCCCGCCGCGCUCAGACCAGCACUCGCACCGCCCGGCCAUGGCGUGCAAGGAGCAGACCGUGAGCAUCGACCUGCAGUCCCGGGGCCUGCCUCCCCCCUACCCCGGCACCCAGCAGGGCUUCCCGGCAGAGCAGCCGCGCGACUUCGUGCUCUGGUCCCUCUUCAACGUGCUGCUGUGCCAGAAGCUCGCCUGCCUGGGCUGCCUGGGCUUCCCCGCGCUUAUCUUCUCUAUCAAGGCCCGAGAUCGGAAAGUACUGGGGGACCUGGAAGGUGCUCGGAGCUAUGGCACCACCGCCAAGGUGUUAAACAUCAUCGGGUCACUGCUGGUGGUAGUUGCUAUUGCUGUGGUCCUUUUCUUUUGCUUUUGGAGACCUUAACAGCAUCCCUUUAAUGAAGUUCCUGGGACUGACACCAGCCAGGCAUUCAGAAAGGGGAUUGGAAGAUAACUCAAAAGACGAGGAAAUGACCCACUGCUGGCUGUUCAUGCUGUGAUGGAAAUUCACAACAGGUCAUGAGUUCAAAAAUUGACUCAUUAAUAGCACCAUUGUAGCUUUGAUGCUAGUUAUGUGGUCACGCUCAUUUCAAAUCUGCGCGGGCCCCCACUUCUCUGCUCCAUGCACUGUGGCCAUGGAAUCGGCCACUACCUACUUGUUCCUCUUCCAGCCUGAUCCAGCUGUUUACCUUUUUUGGAUUUCUUGCACUGAAAAUCAUCCGCAUUCACUGCUGUUGUGACCCUCCCUCUCUGCAGCACCCAACACAGAGAGUAAUAGAUGAUGAGGUCAGAGGAGGCUCCAGUCUACCUCACUUUGUUCCUAGAGAUGGACCAGAACCACCCACUCUUUGGGGUAGUUUGGAUCCAGGCUUUGCCAUUGGCCCCCAUUUCUACAAUGGGCCAAAUCAAAACAUGGGUUCAAAAUCCCCCUCCCAUCCCCCCGCUCUCCAUGCUUUGGGACAUUUAAAUCUGGAUUCAAACUUUGUGCCUUGGCCCAGUUUUAUCUGUCUGUAUCAACCCAGCAAUAAUGUUCGUCCGGGGCAGUAUUUACAGCAGUAAAGCCAUCUGCAGAGACUCCGGCCUGCUCUUUUCACUGCAGCGACCUGCCCUGCGGGGAAGAGAGAAGUGUAAAGGGGACAAAAUGUUUAACUUGAUCUGUGUGAUGGGGUAAUGCACUGUGCAACACAGAGCUAAUGUGGGACCAGUUGGCCCCACCCCACCUCUGAGAGAUGUCAGAAUGGGGGGUGCUUAAACGGGAGAAACCCAGCUGAGUUGGUUGCAGAGUGGGGAGGGGAGCAGU